Molecule: messenger RNA, 1635 nt
Organism: Gracilinanus agilis (Agile Gracile Mouse Opossum)
Lineage: Eukaryota; Metazoa; Chordata; Mammalia; Didelphimorphia; Didelphidae
Gene: TAF13
Product: TATA-box binding protein associated factor 13
Exons: 4
Coding region: 53-427 (124 amino acids)
Biological process (GO): transcription by RNA polymerase II
Cellular component (GO): transcription factor TFIID complex
Molecular function (GO): protein heterodimerization activity
Source: RefSeq, a predicted model, not a curated record
UACCGGCCCCCAAGCGAGAGCUGAAUUUUUGACGGUUAGACCCGCUGACAGGAUGGCUGAUGAGGAGGAGGAUCCCACAUUUGAGGAAGAUAAUGAUGAUGCAGGAGGAGGAGCAGAUGGUGGACAGGGUAAAAGGAAAAGACUUUUUUCUAAAGAAUUAAGGUGUAUGAUGUACGGGUUUGGUGAUGACCAAAAUCCUUACACUGAGUCAGUGGAUAUUCUUGAAGACCUUGUCAUAGAAUUUAUCACUGAAAUGACUCACAAAGCAAUGUCUAUUGGACGACAAGGUCGAGUGCAGGUUGAAGAUAUUGUCUUCUUGAUUCGAAAGGACCCAAGGAAGUUUGCCAGAGUUAAAGACUUGCUUACUAUGAAUGAAGAACUGAAACGGGCUAGAAAAGCAUUUGAUGAAGCAAACUAUGGAUCCUGACAUCUUUUAUGUUCUCCUCUGUCCUCAAGUGUGUGUGUGUAGUAAAACUGUGUAUUUUCCACCUUGCCAAAAUUGAAAAAUCUUGACUUAAUUUAAGUACUUCAUACAAUUAUCUUCAUCUAGUCAACCCUGUAAAUGAAAAAUACAGUGACACUUCAUUGCCAUCUUUAUUUUGACUUCUUGGAUUGUAGAAGUGGUAUUUAGGUAUUGAAUUGCUUGCCACUUUUAUUAUUCUUGAAAGUGCUUAUUGGUUUUAAUAACACUGUGGAAGAAGCUAAAACACCUUACAAACCAUGCAAAUAAGUCUUUCUUUUUCAGGUGAUAAAGAUAGUUUAAACUAAGUAGUAUUUAUGUAUUUGUCUUCUUUUUGUCAUUAAAGUUUUAUAUUAUAGCCAUUUGUUAUAUGAAAUUUAAAUAGUUUUUUUAAUUAAAAAUUAAAUAGUUUUUUGGUUCCGUGAUUCGUAAAACAAAUUUCCUGGCUAGUUUCAAUAUCUCAGACAAAAAAAUGGUUUUAUGGAUUGGUAUAGGAAACCAUUGUUUAUGCUACGUAUUGGGCUAUAUUUUUUAAGCAUUGUCAGUUUCUCCCUAGAUUUUUUUGCAUAAGAUUUAAUUUCUUAAAAGAAAUAAUUUGUAUUUAUUUAUUUCACUGGUUCUCCGAAGCAGUCUUUUUUUUGGGGGGAAGGGGUGAGAGUUCCUCUUCCCUUUCAGAGUUUAAGAUAAUUUGAAAGCUUUUUGUUUUGUUUUGUUUUGUUUUGACUGAAAACCUUUUGAGUUUAUUAGACAUAUUGCUUAAGUUUUAAGAGAACUCUCCACAGAAAGAAUUUAAAUUCAGAGACACUUAAAGAGUGAGGACUCUAAAAUUUUAGUAAAAACGGCCAUAUUUUAAAAUUUAUUAUAAGAAUCUUUACUUUAUAUUUGUUUAUAGUGUAAGUGUCUGCCAGCACCUACACACAUGUGACUAUAGAUGCUAUUAUUGUAGCUCAGGAUGUGCAGGUUUUGUGUGUAUUUAACCAUAAUGUAUUAAAUUAUUACUAUUUUUAGUUUGAUAUUAGAAUUGAAAAAACAUUUGAGGGAAUCAUUGAAAAAUCCUUUUUGUGUCAAACUACAUAUACUUUUAUGUACUGGUUGUGAACAAACUAAAAUACUUGGGAAAUCCUGCUAUCCAAAUUUUUAUAUUAGGAAUAAAAUUAUCUAUAAACAUUAAGCAA